UAAACAUUAACCAGUCAGAAUUUUCAAGAACUGCUUAAAAAUCUAUCCAGUCACCCAAAUCAGUCAGUUAGCUGCUAAGUCACCAAGCGAUCAACACUAAGGGGCAACUUGGACAAUUACUGUCUCCAAGUAGAAGAUAAUUUUACAGCUGAAAGUAAAAUUUGAAAAUUAUAACCCAAAACUGAUUUCAAGAUGGCAUCUUUUCUGGAAUCUCCCUCAUCUAUUAUAAUGAGAUGUUGUAUAUUAGUUACCAUGGUUCACUCUCUUUUUGCCUGUAUGUGUCAACCUUCUCAUCCUCAGCAAAGAUACUGCAAAGCAAACUUUGUGUUAACAGGACAUAUAUUGGAAAAGAACCCAAUAGAUGAUAUUCAACUGAGAGGGCGCUUUGGUCAAUUUGAGUAUGUUGUCAAUGUGGAUAAGAUCUUCAAGGAGACUGAAAAUCUGAGGAAAGGUGCAUCAGGGUUUCCACUGUCAAUCUUAACAUCACCAGGAGAUAGCCUUUGUGGUCCAAAGUCACUCAAAAUAGGAUCAAAGUAUCUUAUAACUGGUAGUGUUGUUGAUGGUGAGCUUCACAUUAGUUCAUGUGAUUGGAUUGAGGAAUGGAGAGAUAUAACACAACAUCAGAAGAAAGGAAUCAAACAUUUCUACAAUGCAUACUGCUCUCAAUGCACAAUCCAGUCUACGAUGGGUAGAUGGAGACAGACCGGUGAAGGAUCAUCAGGUGGAUGUAUCUAUGAUCCUUCUCCUAGCAUGGUAGAUGGUGUAGAGGAUUGCCAAGCCCUAUAUGCAACAUGUAUCAACCAGCAAGGAGAGGGGUGUCAAUGGUAUCAUCGUGGUAAUGAUUACCAAGACUGCAUCAAUAGAAACAAACCUUACUACCAAGGAGUUGAGACUAUGCAGAGUGUAAGCUUCCCUAUCAUGGAUGAUGAUGUCAUGACAUAAGACCGACAUGGUGUGGAGGCUAAAUAGGACAACUAAACUACCACUACUGUAUCAAGAUGAACUGACAUCUGUAACAGGGGUUAAGCCGUUGCCUACUGGAACUAGGUAGUACCUGUACAAAGUCUAUGAGAACGUACAGAAUUCAGCAGUCAAUGGGCUGCAGACAAAGAGUGUUGAUUCUUGCAUUAUGGACAAUGGGAUCCAUUGCCAAUGGGAACCUGGAAAUGCCAGUGUAGAUUUAACAGGAAUGAAGGAACACAAGCAAUGGGUAGUCUGGAAUUCUGUUGUUCUCCUUAGUCAACAAGUGUGUAAAGCACUCUAAAUACCAACACAGAGGUUGAUUUGAUUGGAUAUGUUUUAGUUGUUUAUGUUUAUUUAACAAAUGUACAGAGAUUGUGUUUUGUUGUUUCUUUUUCCACUGAUAUUUUCCUUGAAAAACAUUGAAAUAUGAAUUGAAGUCGGAGCUUGUCAGGCU
This is a messenger RNA of Lytechinus variegatus (green sea urchin), 1417 nucleotides long. Its product is annotated as metalloproteinase inhibitor 3-like. The record is from RefSeq and is a predicted model, not a curated record. Gene Ontology annotation, cellular component: extracellular matrix. Bases 193 to 942 code for a protein of 249 amino acids. Gene Ontology annotation, molecular function: metalloendopeptidase inhibitor activity; protease binding. Gene Ontology annotation, biological process: negative regulation of membrane protein ectodomain proteolysis; negative regulation of endopeptidase activity. The transcript is spliced from 4 exons. NCBI's taxonomy places the organism in Eukaryota, Metazoa, Echinodermata, Echinoidea, Temnopleuroida, Toxopneustidae.